UAGAUCAUCAAAGCGGCUAUAAUAUUAUUUUAUUAUAACAUGAAGGAAAAGACGGUUAGAUUUGUUGUGUUAGUGUAUGCAAUUGAAAGACAGAUUACACCCAAUGCUAACCCAAACCCAAACUUUCACUCUCUCAACGCCUAUUCUUAUUCGACCUUUCACUCUCAAUCUCAAUCCCAAUCUCACCUUCUCUUCUGGGAUUCUAUACUUAGGGCUUACUUGCCCCCCAAUCUAUACAUCUAAAUCCCAAUUCAAUUGAGUUUCACUGCUUCAAUUUUGAGAGCUUUAAUGGCGAAGAAGCGGGUGGCAGCGGAGAGGAAGAAGAUUGAUAAUAUACCCAAGUGUUCUCAACAGCCAAGGAGCUCUCCGCCCAAACGCCGCACUGAUUUCUCUUCCUUUUUCUGCAAAUCAUCUACUCUAUUCGAUUCAGGCUCUCUGUUGCAUGAAAAGAAUGCAGAGGGAAAAGAGUUGUUUCCGAAUUCUAUAAUUCGAUGCAGCAAGUCCCAGGAGGAAGGAUCUGGAUUAUCCUCUAAUUCUACAGAAGCUUCCUUAGUAGAAGUUGAAUUAGUAGGCCAAGAUGCUCUAUUGGAGUCUUCUGAUAACAGGGAAGAUGGUAAGGACGGAAGUGUUGCAUUGGUGAAAACACACAAAAUGUGGUGGUCUGCUGAGGACAUACAACAAAAGGAACGCCAUAUAUUGAGCAGUGAGUUGAUUAAGGGACCUGCUGCUUCUAAUCAUUCAGACGACCAAGAUCUUUCCUCUGAUAAAUCUACCUUAUCAUCAAGCAGAGGAGAGGACGAUAUCAUUGCAAGAGGCAGGGGCAAGAGGGAACGAAAACCUAAACUUCACUUCGAUGACAUUACAUGUCCACUGAACCCCGAACGGAGAGUUCGCCGACUUAGGAUAAUGCGUUAUCUUGGUCUAACACCACCUGUUGGCUCUCCCUUCUAAAGCUACUUGCUUCAAGAAUUGCUUCUAGAGUUGAUCUGUGCAGAUUUGAAUAUUUAUAUUCUUUUUCUGGUUUUCAAGGUGUAUAAUAUUUAUUGUUUAUGCUUGUGAGGAUCACUUGGUUAUCUAAUUAAUUAGUUUGCCUCUGUAAAGAAUUAAUUGCCACUUAGUUUAAGCAUAUAGGUAUUUUUUGUUCAGAGUUUUGUAAACUGUCGCCUUGACCCUUCCUUAUCUUUCUGAAUAUGCAUAAAUUUCAUCUGA
This is a messenger RNA of Cannabis sativa, 1209 nucleotides long. RefSeq lists its product as uncharacterized. The transcript has 6 exons. NCBI's taxonomy places the organism in Eukaryota, Viridiplantae, Streptophyta, Magnoliopsida, Rosales, Cannabaceae. The record is from RefSeq and is a predicted model, not a curated record. Bases 289 to 951 code for a protein of 220 amino acids.